AGCAUGUAUAUCAUUGUCGUAAAAUCUUCACAAAAUUAUUUUUUUCUCGGAAAAUAGGGAAAAUAAAUAGGAAAAAAAGAGGAAGCGAUGUGUGGUCUUCUUGGAUCCACCCACUGCUGUUUCUCGUGUACGUAUUCAGGACACAUCCCAGUUCUCCGUUCUGGGGUGAACUUCAGCCUUCUUCUUUCAGCGAGGGCAAGAGCUCCUUACUUUAGGAUUCAUUUCCAAGUAUUUGGCAGCUAUUUUUGAAGUUUGAUUUGAUAUCCACUUCCUCCUCAGUCCCAAUUUAUUGCCCGGUUGAUGAUUUUCUUGGUGGGUUCUUUGUGAGAUGGGAAGUUGAGCAGUUUUCUGGGUUGGGUUUUUUAUUUGCGAGAAGUUUUUGGUGUUAAGGAUGAUGUCAAUGACGUGCCGUAAUCUUGAGUUUGGACGGACUGGGUUAGAUUUGGUUUCUUGUGGGUGUUCUUCCAAUGCUUCGUUUAACCGGUUUUCAGUGAAAAGCUGCACAAAAGGUGUUUGUAAGAAUGCCAAAAAAGGCCAUGGAGCUCGGAAACUGGUCUGUUCUCGUCGUGGUUUUGCUCGGCGUCAUGUUUUCUCGCCAACAACUCAUGAGACUUUGCUGAAUGGGGUUGCACCUGGUCCUCCGUCAGUCUUGGAUGUGAAGAAAACUUCACUGGCAAAUUUGUUUCAAGUGGUUACUGAUGACCUCCAAACAUUGAACAAAAAUCUACAGUCAAUUGUUGGUGCAGAAAACCCAGUGUUGAUGUCUGCCGCUGAACAGAUCUUUGGCGCUGGUGGAAAGAGGAUGAGGCCAGCUUUAGUGUUCCUUGUGUCUAGAGCAACUGCAGAAGUAGUAGGCUUGAAGGAACUUACCGCUGAACAUAGGCGCUUGGCAGAGAUUAUUGAGAUGAUCCAUACUGCGAGCUUAAUACAUGAUGAUGUAUUAGAUGAAAGCGACAUGAGAAGAGGAAAGGAAACUGUUCACCAACUCUUUGGUACAAGGGUGGCAGUGCUUGCAGGUGACUUCAUGUUUGCUCAGUCAUCAUGGUACCUAGCUAAUCUCGAAAACCUUGAAGUUAUAAAGCUCAUCAGCCAGGUUAUCAAAGAUUUUGCUAGUGGUGAAAUAAAGCAGGCAUCGAGUUUGUUUGACUGUGACGUGGAACUUGAUGAGUAUUUGAUCAAGAGCUACUACAAAACAGCCUCCUUGAUUGCGGCUAGCACCAAAGGAGCUGCCAUAUUUAGCGGGGUUGACAGUGGUGUCAAGGAGCAAAUGUAUCAAUAUGGCAAGAAUCUUGGUCUAUCCUUCCAAGUUGUCGAUGACAUAUUGGAUUUCACACAAUCUGCUGAGCAGCUGGGAAAGCCGGCAGGAAGUGACCUGGCCAAAGGAAACCUGACCGCGCCAGUAAUUUUCGCGCUGGAAAAGGAACCAAAACUGAGAGACCUCAUUGAAUCCGAGUUCUGUGAGACUGGUGCCCUGGAGGAUGCCCUCGAAUUAGUCAAGAGUUGCGGGGGCAUUGAUAGAGCCCGAGAACUAGCAAAAGAGAAAGCUGAGCUUGCGAUCCAGAACCUUCAAUGCCUUCCCCAGAGUGCAUUUCGAUUAGCACUCGAGGGAAUGGUGAAUUAUAAUCUGGAGCGGAUCGAAUAGAUAUGGAAACACCUACUGACUAGAGAAGGUAGCAUCUGAAAUGAACACCCAUUCUUCAGAAGAAUUCCUUCCAAGUUUGCAGGGUGGAGGACUUGGAAGGGUGGCUGGUUGCACAUCCAUGGAAGUUACCAUGUUUUCAAGUUCUGUUGUAUUACAUUCAGUUACAACCUCAUGAGUUGGCUCAGAGGAAAUUAAAGAAACAUUCAAUUGUUGUUGUAAACUACAGAUGUAUGAGGUAACAAAUAAUAUCAGCCAAUCCUAUUCUUUUGGUUCAUUGAUCAAUAAAUUUCAUUUGCUUCAA
Molecule: messenger RNA, 1943 nt
Organism: Diospyros lotus (date-plum)
Lineage: Eukaryota; Viridiplantae; Streptophyta; Magnoliopsida; Ericales; Ebenaceae
Product: solanesyl diphosphate synthase 1, chloroplastic-like
Exons: 6
Coding region: 392-1642 (416 amino acids)
Biological process (GO): isoprenoid biosynthetic process; plastoquinone biosynthetic process
Cellular component (GO): chloroplast
Molecular function (GO): prenyltransferase activity
Source: RefSeq, a predicted model, not a curated record